UCUUCUUAUUCUUCAUACACAUACACACACACAAUGCCAGAGUGGCAGAAGACCGCCGAGUGGCCGCUGGCCUCGUUUUCCACGAUGGUUGCUCUGAUGGGCGGCUAUGUCGUUGUGAUCAAAGGACUCCAGGCGUUCAUGAAAAACCGCGAGGCACUCCGCUGCACAAUGGCGGGCCACGUCCACAACGUCAUCAUGACCGCGCUGUCUGCCUACGUCUUCUUUGGCAUGGGCUACGACGUCAUCCAGAACUGGAAGGAGAACAACUUCGAUCCCUCGCUCGCUGUCUGCGACCCCGAGCUCAAGCUCAGCAAGAACGCCGACUACUGGUUCUGGAUUUUCUACGUGUCCAAGUUCUACGAGUACAUUGACACCAUUCUCCUCGUCCUGCGCAAGAAGCCUGUCAUCUUCCUCCACGCCUACCACCACUUUAUCACCGCUUCCAUCGUCUGGGCUGCUUGGAUUUUCCCCGGUGCCUCCAACUGGGUUGGCCCCAUCACCAACGCGUUCGUCCACAUCUGGAUGUACGCUUACUACAUGGCUGCCGAUUUCGGUCUUAGCCGCAAGUGGGGUGCCUACAUUACCAAGAUCCAGCUCACCCAGUUCAUGGGCUGCAUUGCUCUGUGGGCCUGCGUUGGUCUCGCCAUGAUUCCCGACAACUCGUGCAAGACCCCCGCCGAAUCCUUCUCAUGGCUCUGCCUCCAGUACGUCAUCUUCUUGUACCUCUUCCGCCGCUUUGACAGCAAGCGCAACGGCAAGAAGCCUGCUGCCGCGACCGCCACCAAGUCCGUCGCUGCCUCGGCCGCCGGCAACGAAGUCGAGGACAAGAAGCGCGAAUAACAAAAGAGACGCCGCUGCUUUGCGCCACGCCACGCUACUGUUACUCAAUUUUGUUGUUUGAACGUUAUCAUUUGUUGAUCCGAGCAACGAAGGCCUGUUGGUGAUGAAGGUUGCCCGCGCGCUUCUCUUGCUCUUUGUAUUCCUGAGUAUUGUUGAUGUUGAGAUUUUAUCCAAGCCAGAAUGUUUGAAUU
This is a messenger RNA of Capsaspora owczarzaki ATCC 30864, 1031 nucleotides long. RefSeq lists its product as hypothetical. Gene Ontology annotation, cellular component: endoplasmic reticulum membrane. The transcript has 6 exons. Gene Ontology annotation, biological process: very long-chain fatty acid biosynthetic process; fatty acid elongation, monounsaturated fatty acid; fatty acid elongation, polyunsaturated fatty acid. The coding region runs from base 34 to 840 and encodes 268 amino acids. Gene Ontology annotation, molecular function: fatty acid elongase activity. The record is from RefSeq and is a predicted model, not a curated record. NCBI's taxonomy places the organism in Eukaryota, Filasterea, Ministeriida, Capsasporidae.